AAUGCUCAACUUAGCUCCUUCAAAUAUUCGAAUAAAGAAUUAAUCUACAUCUGUCCUUUUGUUACCUUUCUCAAAAUAUUAGUAAAUGUGUUUUUAACAUCACUGUCGAUUCAGCUAAGCCAACCACUUUUCAUUUUGAUAAGAAUCAGGAAAAUAUUCGGUAAGCUAAUUCACCUUUCCCACAUGAUUCAAAGGAUUAAGAUCGAACUCAAAUCUGUUGCAUUUACUCAAUAUCAAGGGACCGAAACACAAGAAAGAGGUUUUUCUUCCAUAAAAAGAAAAAAAUUAUUGAAGUGAAACUCCGAUUGAAGAAGGGUGAGCGGUGUGUUUGAUUUUUUUUAUUUUUUUUUUUUGCAAAUUUCCCUCUUCUGCAAAAUAGUUGCUGAAGAAAACUAGAGACGAGGAGGAAGGGCUGGAGACGAGAUGGUUCUGCUAGUGAAAAUCUUCAUUUAAAUGGGUUAGGAUGAUUUUUGAUUUGGGUUUGAGAAAGAAAAAAAAAAAAAACAUGUAGGAGGUUUUGGCAGCCAUGGUAACCAAUUUUUAGGGUGGACAGAUGUUCUUUGGGUAGGAAAGUUAAUAGAUAAUUUUUUUAAAAUAAAACAAAUACACAUGUCAUUUAAUGAUUUGUCCGUUUGACAAGUCAUCCGCAAUUGUAAUACACAAAAAAUAGGGCGUGCGAGCGCCGUUUAUGCAUUUCGUCUUUUAUAAUGGGUUAAGUUUUUAAUUUGUUUUUUAAGGUUAAGUGAUUUACCUGGGUAUAAAAUAUAAAUAGGGCAGAAGGUGUAAAAUUUUGCUUUUACGAUUCGGAGUGUUCCUCUGGUCGAAGACCGCCAUUAUCGAGCGAGCCGAUUCUUAACGCGGAUCUCCGGCUAUUUCAUCACCCGUUUUGAGUCUAAGGGAGAUUAUAUCAUUGCGUUCGGAGGCUUGAAGCAGAUUAAGCGUCCACUACUUAGUUAACAUACCAUUUUCUUCAAGGGGCUUCUUUUUGUUGUAAAAAUGUCUGUUACAGCUGGUGUAAGUGACACAAUUAUCGCAAUUAGGGAAAAGCUCAGGGGUAAAAUUGGCCAAACAAAAGUGAAAAGAUACUGGCCUGGUAAAGCUCCUGAGUGGGCAGAUGAAGCGGAAAAAGAUGAGGAUCUUAGGAUGACCAGGGAAGCAGCGCUUGAGAAAGCCUUUCCUAGCCAGGGCGGUUCUGACAUUGCAAGAAAGGAUGAUGCAAGGCUGCGUCGACUGGCAGAGAGUAGAGUUGAUAAUCGUGAGGAAAUCAGAGCGGAUCAUCGACGCAUCCGGCAAGCAGAGAUUGUUUCAACCAUAGAAGAGGAAAAUAGAAGACUGGAAAGAAUGGAAUUUGAGGAGGAUGAUGAAGAUGCAUUGGACGAAAGGAGGAGGAGAAUCAAGGAAAAAAAUCUUCAGAGGCAACAGGAAGAAGCUCUGCCAGAGGAAGAAGAAGAGGAGGCAGAGGAAGAGGAGGAAGAAGAGUCAGAAUAUGAGACAGAAUCAGAGGAAGAAACAACAGGGAUAGCAAUGGUGAAACCAGUUUUUGUUCCAAAAUCUGAGAGAGACACCAUAGAUGAGCGUGAGAAGCGUGAGGCAGAGGAACGAGCUCUCGAGGAGUUAGUGAAGAAGAGGUUAGAGGAGAGAAAAGUUGAAACAAAGCAAAUAGUUGUUGAGAAGAUACGUGAGGAAGAAAUAAUUCAGAAAAAUUUGGAGCUGGAAGCUAAUAUUGCUGAUGUAGAUACUGAUGAUGAGGUGAAUGAGGCUGAAGAAUACGAAGCUUGGAAGUCCAGAGAAAUUGCUAGGAUCAAGAGGGAGAGGGACGACAGGGAGUCUAGUAGGAAGGAGAGGGAAGAAAUAGAGAGGGUGAGAAACAUGACGGAAGAAGAGAGGAAGGAGUGGGAGAGGAGAAACCCGAAACCUGCCCCACCACCCAAGCAGAAGUGGAAGUUUAUGCAGAAAUACUACCACAAGGGUGCUUUCUUCCAGUCAGAUCCUGAUGACACCGCUGGAACUUCUGGUGCUGAUAAUAUAUACCACCGUGAUUUCUCUGCACCAACAGGGGAGGAUAAGUUGGAUAAGUCCAUACUACCAAAAGUCAUGCAGGUUAAACACUUUGGUCGUAGUGGAAGGACAAAAUGGACACAUCUUGUCAAUGAGGAUACAACUGAUUGGAACAACCCGUGGACGUACAAUGACACUCUUCGGGCCAAGUACAAUGCGAAAAUGGCUGCUGUUAAUGCUCCUAUUGCGAAGCCUAAGGGUAAGAAAUUGAAGGAUUGGGAGACUCGGUGAAGCGGUAUUAUAGUCUUGUUCUCGCUUGUGCUCAUGAUUUUGCUCUCAGAUCCUUCUAAGCAUAGCUGUCUUUCUAUUUUGCUUGUUACAUUGAAAUGUCAUUUGUAGCUCUUGUGCGAAGUUAUUUGAAUUGCAGAGGGUAGCUGUGUGUGUAUGGCUAAUUAGCAGAAUUCUCUAAUUAUCCUUAUUGAAAAUUCAUGUGUUAGGGCAUAUAUGGUGUUCCGCUUUUCAAUUAUUGAGACCUGCUGUUUAAAAAGCAUGAGCGAAACUUGGUCUCUGUAUGUUCAUUAUGCUCAACAAAAAGCAUGAUUAGUUUUCUUGAA
Molecule: messenger RNA, 2612 nt
Organism: Nicotiana attenuata
Lineage: Eukaryota; Viridiplantae; Streptophyta; Magnoliopsida; Solanales; Solanaceae
Product: microfibrillar-associated protein 1-like
Exons: 3
Coding region: 997-2289 (430 amino acids)
Biological process (GO): mRNA splicing, via spliceosome
Cellular component (GO): U2-type spliceosomal complex
Molecular function (GO): RNA binding
Source: RefSeq, a predicted model, not a curated record